GCGGGACAGUAGUUGGCAUGCGCGGAGCUGAGCCGCGCUCGUUCAUUUGGCGAUAGGAGCGAGAAGAUGGCGGAUGGAGAUGCGUCUGCUAAGAAACAAAAGAAGCAAAGGAAGAAAAGUGGGGAAAGUAUUGGAAGCAUCCAACAGGUGACAAACUUUCUGAUUGAACCAGAAACAAAACCAGUGAAAUUAGACACAUCUCAUUGGCCCCUUUUGCUGAAGAAUUUUGACAAACUUAAUGUACGGACAGCACAUUACACGCCUAUUCCGAGUGGCUGCUCACCCCUCAAGAGGGAAAUUGCUGACUACGUAAGGUCAGGCUUCAUUAACCUUGAUAAGCCCGCAAACCCAUCCUCACAUGAAGUGGUGGCAUGGAUACGCAGGAUUCUGCGGGUAGAAAAGACGGGUCACAGUGGAACACUAGAUCCUAAAGUAACAGGGUGUCUAAUUGUUUGCAUUGAGCGAGCAACGCGUCUAGUCAAAUCCCAGCAGAGUGCUGGCAAAGAGUAUGUGGGAAUUGUUCGGCUGCACAAUGCUAUUGAAAGUGAGCAUCAGCUUAGCCGGGGCUUGGAGAUGCUGACUGGAGCCUUAUUCCAACGCCCUCCUCUGAUUGCUGCUGUCAAGAGACAGUUAAGAGUCCGGACCAUAUAUGAUAGUAAACUAAUUGAGUAUGAUCCAGAGCGACGGUUAGGAAUAUUUUGGGUGAGUUGUGAAGCAGGGACAUAUAUCCGAACACUCUGUGUACAUAUUGGCCUGUUGCUUGGAGUUGGAGGUCAGAUGCAGGAGCUAAGAAGGGUACGAUCUGGUGUGAAUGGUGAACAGGAUAACAUGGUUACCAUGCAUGAUGUGUUGGAUGCCCAAUGGCAAUAUGACCACAACAAGGACGAGACCUAUCUGCGCCGUGUCAUCUACCCCCUUGAAAAACUGCUGGCAACCCAUAAACGUCUUGUUAUGAAGGACAGUGCAGUGAAUGCUAUUUGCUAUGGUGCCAAGAUCAUGCUCCCAGGUCUGCUCCGUUAUGAAGAUGGAAUUGAGGUGAACCAGGAGAUCGUUGUCAUUACAACAAAGGGAGAAGCAAUUUGUAUCGCGAUUGCAUUAAUGACAACGGCAGUGAUAUCGACUUGUGAUCAUGGUGUUGUAGCAAAGAUUAAGCGGGUUAUCAUGGAGCGGGAUACAUACCCACGCAAGUGGGGUCUCGGACCAAAGGCAAGUCAGAAGAAAAUGAUGAUUAAGCAAGGUUUGUUAGAUAAACACGGCAAACCAAAUGGAAGUACUCCUGAAUCGUGGAAGAAGGACUAUGUAGAUUAUACCCCAGGAACUGUAGCAACAUCUGACGGUGCAAUCCAAAUUCAACCAGCAAAAAGAAAGCGAGAGAGUGAAAGUGAGAGUGAUGAGCUGGUAGUCUCAUCCGCCCCAACAACACCAAAAUCUGCAUCAGAUCUGAGCAAGAAAGACAAAAAGAAAAAGAAGAAAGAAAAGAAGCAAAGGUUAUUGCAGGAGACAGAGGUGAAAAUUGAAACUAGUGAUCCAGAAUCUACACCAGUGACACCCAAGAAGGAGAAGAAGAAAAAGAAAAAAGAGACUGAUAUGGGAGGAUCUGGAGCUGAGAACACUGAAAGCUCUAAGAAGAAGAAAAAGAAAAAGGAAAAAGCUGAAACGGGCGAGUGAUGGAGUGAUUCAAAACAUCUCAAUUUUUGGCAAACUUUGUGGCAAACAGGGAGGAAUGUUCACCCUGGGAUAGAACUUGAUGAAAAUGCACCACAUUCAUUUCCAACCAAUGAUCAGAGACAUUAAAGUUGCUGUGUUCAAAUGACAUUCACACUUGUUAUGUGCAAUCUUGUAACCAGGUUCUUGCUCCCACAUUCAGUUCACUAUCUUGCUGUAAAGGUGGUGGUCAAGGGGUGUUCAUAAAUUGCACUCAUGUUUAUCAUGUUCAUAGUUAACGCUCCAGGAAAGGUUCAUUCUUCUGAUAAGGAAAGAAUAUUCAGGGGCAGAAAAUCAGCAUACACUUUCAGCUGCUGCCAGUACUUCAUUUAAAGUUAGUAUUGCCCCAUUGUUAUGCAUAUUGUAUAUGAUGCCAUUUGCUUUGUACAAGGGGCACUUACAAUAUUCAUGAUGGUAGUGGUAUGCAAUAAUGUAGCAAUUCUACCUUGAAUCUAGUAUCUGCUUAAUGCUCGACAGCAGUUACAGUCUAGGGCUGUAAAUGGUCUGUGACUUUUCAGAUAUAAACAUUUUAUACGUGGGUGAAAAUGUAUUGGCAAAAUUAUGUCAUGUGGGCUGAAUGCCAAAAUUGGCCAGGUUUCAAGAUUGAAACGUCUGCUGAUCAGGUAUAGUUGCUCUGAAUUAGCCCAUUGCUUUCCUGAGUGUUGUGUUAAUUUGUUGUCAUUUAGUUUUAAUGACGUCUUGACUUUUCAUUGGAGAAUGUAACAGGCUGCUACCUCCCCCAUACCCUUGUAAAGCUGAGUUUGACAUUUAACCAGGAGAGUCUGGACAAUGAAAGACUUUUUGCUUCCAUCCAUCUUGGCUUCUAUCCCUCUAAUGGGAUAAAUUUGGAGGUUACUUUAAUAUGAAUAUUUUAAAUAUUUUUAUAUUGGUGAUUUAUGUCACCAUAAUGAUUAUGUACAUUGUAAAAGAAGUAAAAGGCAGUUUUUUUUGUGUCCAAUAAACUUUUGCCUUACCAGAUGUGCUGUGUUUGGGUUCAACCAGUUUGAGCCAAGUGCACAUUUAACUGUACAGGUAUGUCUGACGUUGUAACAGAUUUUUUCUUAUUUUUUAAACAAAAAUAAAUGGCUUCUUUAUA
This is a messenger RNA of Carcharodon carcharias (great white shark), 2800 nucleotides long. RefSeq names its product dyskeratosis congenita 1, dyskerin (gene dkc1). Gene Ontology annotation, cellular component: box H/ACA snoRNP complex. Gene Ontology annotation, biological process: rRNA pseudouridine synthesis; mRNA pseudouridine synthesis; box H/ACA sno(s)RNA 3'-end processing. The transcript has 16 exons. Gene Ontology annotation, molecular function: RNA binding; pseudouridine synthase activity. Bases 67 to 1668 code for a protein of 533 amino acids. The record is from RefSeq and is a predicted model, not a curated record. Lineage: Eukaryota; Metazoa; Chordata; Chondrichthyes; Lamniformes; Lamnidae.